AUGUGGUGGCUCUUUGCGGCGAAGCCAAUACGCUACGGUAUUGAAGAGUUUGCUCUUGUAACUGGUCUCCUGUGUGGUGAUGAAGAAUCGAGUGGAAAAACAGGUGGUUGGAACACGAGGAAGAAGGGCAAGAGCAAUCGCAAGAGGAAAGCUGAAGACGAAAGUGGACCCGUUUGGAAAGAGUUAUUUGGGAAGCCGUCUAAGAAAUACAAACCAGAGAUUCGACUGAAGCUGGCUCUUCUUCUACUCGUUGAAGGCAUAUUGUGCGUGACGAGUUCUGAAAGCCUUGUCCGACCUGACGUGGUGGAGAAGGUUGGGGAUGUGGAAGGGUUUUUGAGACAUCCGUGGGGUAGAGAAUCUUUUCUACUGACCGUUCAAUCGGCGAAGGCGAGGACUGCUGUUGAGUACGCAGAAGAGACUAUAGACAUACAAGGAUUUGUCCAUGCAAUGGUACUAGUGACGGUUUGUUGUUGCCCUGAAAUCAUUUUACCUGAAGGCGAGGAUGAUCCUCCGUUGGCUGCCGAUUUACCCAUCGAAGGCCUCGUAGAGAUUGUAGCUUCGAUGCAAUUGGGAAUCAACCUCAAGUUUUCCCAGAAAUUGGACAAGAAAGGGAAGGUUAAGGUGCGGUCACUUCUAUGCUAUGGACUUGAAUGGCCUCGUUUGACUAUUGCUGAGGAGGUUAAGGAUCCUGCUGUGGAUUGCAUGGUUCAGUUAAUAGUCAAACAUUUUCAGUUUGAAUUUAACACCUGGCGUGGCGGCGUGAAGUAUGAGGAUUUGAAAGGUAGGAAGCGGAAACGUGACUGUAAGGAGGAAUAUGAGGAAAGAUCAGAGAAGCUGUUUGCGCGGUUUGUUGAGAAUGUGAAAGAUCAUUUCAUUAAAAUUGUUGGGGAGAUUAGGGAUGAAAUUGGUACUCUUGAGGCGGAGAUUCAGUCCCUUGUGAGGGAUGAAGUAAGUGAAAUUAGGGCGGAGAUGCGGUCCCUUUUUGAAGCUAUGUGGACGAAGUACCCCGGGGAGAAGGGACACGCCGAGGGUGGAGGUGAUAGUGGAGAGGCUGACGGGAGCGUCCGGGAAAGCAAAAGUGAAGAUUCGGGAGAAGACGGCCCUGGACAAGAAGAACAAGAAGACAGACCUCGACAAGAAGACAGCCCUCGACAAGAAGACGGCCCUGGACAAGAAGAACAAGAAGACAGCCCUCGACAAGAAGACAGCCCUCGACAAGAAGAACAACAAAAACAUCAGCAAGAAGAAAACCUUCAACAAGCUCAGCAGAAACAAAAUGACGACUGGAAAUUUGAAAAAGUUGCAUCUAAACAGGACGUUUUAUCUCAAGAUGAAAAGGAUAAGAUUAAUGAAAAAAUCGAAGAUUUGACGUCCAGCGGCAUUGACAUUCGAUGUAUUCUAGGCCAGCUACACGUGUUUUUGUGGCCCAGCAGCGAGUGGCAGCAACCAGAUUUGGAGCAACUGUUCGGAGGAGACAAGCAGCAGAUAAGAAAGAUUUACCGCAAGGCAGUGCUUCAUAUUCAUCCAGACAAACAUGAUUGUGCUUCUGCAAAACAAAAAUACUGGGCAACACAGAUAUUUAAAAUUGUUCAGGGGAAAUGGGAGGAGUACGACAAAAAAAAUUGA
This is a messenger RNA of Raphanus sativus (radish), 1626 nucleotides long. RefSeq lists its product as uncharacterized. Lineage: Eukaryota; Viridiplantae; Streptophyta; Magnoliopsida; Brassicales; Brassicaceae. The transcript has 6 exons. The record is from RefSeq and is a predicted model, not a curated record. Bases 1 to 1626 code for a protein of 541 amino acids.